CCAAAGCUACCAAGCCUGAAAGCAAUGGAGGAAUUAACCACAGAAGUCCCGAAACCUACUCCGAGGAAAAAGAAGGCCACACGCAGUACCCAGUUGGAAAACCUGGAUCCAGUCGAGGAAUCUGGGACUGAAGUUCUGACUGCCACGCCCAGGAAAAAGAAGGUGAGGAAGGUGAGGAGUGAGGAAGAGUCUCGAGCCCUCCCCCAGCCUGUUCAGUCUGAGGGCCUUCCGCAACUCCGCAGACCCGUACCCAGAGACAGGAAUCGGGAGGAUGUGGAUAUCUCCAGUGAUGAGGUCACUGCUGACAGAGCCACCCAGGGCUUGAGCAGCUUACAAGAGAGUGAGAGGCCAAUUUCUCCCUUCUACAUGAGCUCCCCCUUCUCUGCCUCCCAUCGGAAUACUGACUCUGCACUCUUCCUGGAGUGGACCAUCCGCUUGGCUGUGGAGCAGCACCUGUUUGCAUCGCAGGUGGGGUCAGGGUCAGCCCAAAGCCCAGGCUUGGCAGAGCGCUCCUCAAACGUUGCCAUGACAACCACCCAGAGAUGUCCUCAGCUGAAGGACCAGGAUGAGAUUCAGGAGUGUAAAGACACGUACGAGCGUUUUUGUGAAUCAAGGGCCCAGAAUAAGAACAGAGGCACUGAGAAUAUGGCAUCUUCAGCUGUGAGACGGGGUCAUCCAGAAAAGGACUCGGGACUGUCUCCACAGAGUUCAGCCAUGAAGAUCCAGGAGAUCCCAGGGAGCAGGGGGUCCAGGAUGGGGGACGUGGAGGGGUGUGAAGAGCACCCAGGUUGCACCCAAAACAGCAGCUGGGGAGAUGACUCUCCUGUCUUUACUGUACCUGUCCUUGAUUUCAAAACCAUCUGCCAGCAGAGUUACUAUGGGGACCCUGUUCCAGUGGACAGUUUGUGGCAGAGGGAGGGCAUGGAUGGGGAGGAGGCGCGGGUCUCCCCCCCCACGGGGGGGCGGCUGAUGCAGGAGCUCCUGGGGGAGGACAGUGACCCCAUGCUCUCCCCACGUUCCUAUGGUUACGGACACUGUCGGCAGUACCUUGAUGACACUGAGGUCCCGCCCUCCCCCCCCAACGCCCAUUCCUUUAUGAGCCGGCGGCGCAGUUCGUCUCUGGGCUCCUGUGAUGAGGAGAGGGUGGAGCUCUCAGCUGCUCAGCUCUCCAAGAAGAUAAACAGCCUGAAGAAGAAGAUCAACCGCUUCGAGGACAAGUUCCAGGAGGAGAGGAAGUACAGGCCGUCUCACAGUGACAAGGCCGGGAACCCCGAGGUCCUGCGCUGGAUGAACGAGCUCUCCAAAAUGCGCAAGGAGCUGAAAGAGCACAAGCUCCUAAAAUCAGAGGAGGACCUGCCUCCCGUGUCCCGCCCACGCAGCAACACGCUGCCCAAGAGCUUCGGCUCGCAGCUGGACAGAGAGACCAAAGAGGUGAGGAAGGAGGUGAAGGAGCAGGAGGAGGUAGAGAAGGAGCCAGUGGAGAGCACUCUGGAGGCCGUGCAGAAGAAGCUGCAGGAGCGGAGGGAGGAGGAGGGGCGACCGGAGGACAUUAAGGAUAUGACCCGGGAGCAAAUUGGGGCGGAGAAAGUGGCUCUGCAGAAAGCUUUGCUGUACUAUGAGAACAUCCACGGAAGGCCGGUGAGCAAGGCUGAGAGGCAGAUAAUGAAGCCCCUCUAUGACAGAUAUCGGCUGAUUAAACAGAUCCUCUGCAGGGCCUCCACCAUCCCCAUCAUCGGCUCCCCCUCCAGCAAACGCAGAGGGCUUCUGCUACAGCCCAUUAUAGAGGGCGAGCCAUCACUCUUCUUCGAUGAAAUUAAGGAGGAAGAGGAGGGCUCAGAGGAUGAUGGUGACUCUCAAACCCAGAGCAGUGGGACCUUCCGGCCGGAGCUGAGCAUGCUGGGAUUCUCCUUGGCCAUCGACGAGCUUGCGCCCUCCAAGAACAGCACAGACACCCGGCUAUCCAACCUGCACUCCGCCACCAUGCAGGAGCUGGUGGAGCAGCUACAAGAGGCUCGGGAGGAGAAGAAGAAAAUCCGCAAGAACCUGAGAGAAUUUGAAGAUCAGUUUUUCAGGGAGAAUGGAAGAAACGUGCAGAAAGAGGACCGGACCCCAUUGGCCCAGGAAUACAAUGAAUACAAGCACCUGAAAGCCAAGCUACGGCUGCUGGAGGUGCUCAUCAGCAAAAGAGACUCAUCCAAGUUCAUCUAGGACAGGAAAAGGGCUGUGGAAAUUAUCGUCCUGCAACUGACAGCUAAUACUAAUGCUAAUAGAGGACCCCCAUCUCUGUGAGACACAUAAGGAAGAACUCCUAACAGCAUUAGAAGCUGAACAUUAUUCGCUGAGUCAGACAUUUGGCAGAUGAAACAGUGUCUGACGGCGAUAUAUGGUCCUCAUGACAUUGGACUCCCAGCGUUUCCAUCUGCUUUUCCAACAGUAAGCCCAAAACAAAUCAACUAAAUGAGGAGCUUCUGAUCAAUAGAACUCACAGGACAUUUUGUUAUUGUGCAGCUGAUAAGAUACUCCCUUUAGCAACUAACAAUCGUUUAGAUGAAAUCAUUUUCAAGAAUUCACAAUUCUUAGUAUUUGCUUUUCAUUUGAUUAUUGAUUGAGUCAUUUUUUUUCUUGCUAACUGCUGAUGCUGCAUACAUGUCUUAAAAUCUGCAAUUUUCAUAUAAUUUAUUGCUAAUUUCACUGAUUUUUGUAACCAGUGAGUAAUACAUGAGGAUAAUUGCUGAUUUAAUUCAGGGAGUUUUUCAGUGAACAGAUGCAGAAUCUGUCUGAAAAGUGUUUAUUUAACAAGCUAAAAAGAAGCAUCCAGAAAGAUUGGUUCUUUGCUAUUUCAUCCCAAACUAUGUCUGUUUCAGCCCCAUGACAGGAUUAGAGGCAAACAGUAGGAUCAUAUUACUCUCAGAUAUUCAGAUGUUGUGUGUAGGACACUUAAGGAUGAUACCAGAUACUGUCCUGAUGGUAAUUUCAUUUUGUGAUUAGUGCCAUAUCUUACCUCCAGGGAUGAAGCUAAUUAUUAAAAGGACAUAAUUCUGCGAUGUUGGGAAAUGCACACAUUUCCAUGUUCAAAAUACUUUUUAUAUGUCAAAGUGACAAGAAAUUUAGCUUUAGAAAAUGCGAAGACAUUAGUUUCCCGUUUUGUGUUUUGUUCCAAAGAAUAAUAUAUUGUUGCUGCACUGUAAACCAAACUAAUAUGAAUGUACACUAACAGUAUAGCCUACGUCAGUGGUCCUCAACUCCAGUCCUCAGGGCCAGAAGGUUUUUUGUUGUAACCAAGGAACUCGAACACCUGAUUUAAUGACCGAACCAAUCAAGCCACCAAAAAUGCCAUUGAUUAGUUACAUCAGGUGUGUGUGUUCCUGGUUACAAGAAAAACCUUCUGGCAAGUGGGUUCUGAGGACCGGUGUUGAGAAACACUAGAGCCACGGUACAGCUUGUUUUCUUUACAGUCCGUCCUCAACUCAGGUGACGCCCAAGCGUCCUGCUUGCAGGGAAACAUGUUGCUGAAAUGUAUGCACACGCGUGUGCGAACUGUGUGCAUGCCAUGAGUACACGCAGCACGCCCUGAUCAUGUGAUUCCCGUGUGCGUGUACUGAGCUGUGUCACGCUCCAGUGUGCUCUGUGGAGCAGGUGUCCAGCUGUGUGUGCAACACCAUGUCCUAAUGCGUUUGCUGUAACUAUGGAUCCACAUUUACACAGAGAGCAGGUACUUUGUUCCAAGGAGAUAAUCACAGUGUAACUUCAUUUUCUGAAAUGUGUAAACACUGAUGGAAUUCUAAAUGCGUGUACAUUCUAGUACAUAACUACUGUAUAUGUAUAUAUACCUGUAUAAAUAUAAAUGCUAAUGUUUUUAUUG
Conger conger (European conger) is the source of this 3862-nucleotide messenger RNA. It is a transcript of the gene fam13a, whose product is annotated as family with sequence similarity 13 member A. Bases 25 to 2208 code for a protein of 727 amino acids. The transcript is spliced from 20 exons. The record is from RefSeq and is a predicted model, not a curated record. Lineage: Eukaryota; Metazoa; Chordata; Actinopteri; Anguilliformes; Congridae.